AGCAUUGGGAAUCAGCUUCCAACUGAAAUUCAGCGGACACUUUGCUACAAUGUUACCGAGCUGGCAGCACACGUGGCUCUUCAAAAACCAAGACUGCUGGUCGACCAACUGCAUGCAUUCAACACUAUUCUUGACAGUGUCCAAAACCGCAGUAAUGGCGACCACGUUUUCUUUUUGGAUGCGCCCGGUGGAACUGGCAAAAAGUUCGUCAUUAAGCUGCUUUUGGUUGAGCUGCGCAAGGCUAGCAAAAUUGUUUGGCUGUUGCAUCGGCUGGUAUAGCAGCUACGUUACUUCUCGGUGGCCGAACUGCUCAAAAUACCUUCAUGCUUCCUCUGAUGUUACCUAA
This is a messenger RNA of Dibothriocephalus latus, 346 nucleotides long. Lineage: Eukaryota; Metazoa; Platyhelminthes; Cestoda; Diphyllobothriidea; Diphyllobothriidae. The record is from the annotation of a GenBank genome assembly.